CCAGCCCCGUGCACCGGAUCAGGCCUUCUGCAGAGCUGGGCCGGGCGCCCGGAUCGCAGGUGGGGCCGGUGAAUCCCUGUUUGCAAACCCGCCCCCGCUCCGCUCGCCACGCCGGAUCGCGCGGGGGGGGGGGAACCUGCGCCAGGCUUGCCCCGGUGCAGCCACAUCAGCCCAAGGAGAUUGGCCGCUCAAAUGCGGGAAGUCGAUUGCUGAGGUCUGGGGAGAGACGCACCUUCCUCCCUCCAGCCCCAGCGCCGCAGAUCCGGCUGCAGCAGAGAAGGGGGGCAGAAGGGGAGCCAGCCCCACAGCGGCCCGCGAGUGGGGGAUCCGCGCGCCCCUUCGAAGAUGGCGUCCGCCAAUGACACCCGGCAGGCCCAGAAAGAUGCCGCCGACCAGAACUUUGACUACAUGUUCAAGCUGCUGAUCAUCGGGAACAGCAGCGUGGGGAAGACGUCCUUCCUGUUCCGCUACGCCGACGACUCCUUCACCUCGGCCUUCGUCAGCACCGUGGGCAUCGACUUCAAGGUGAAGACGGUCUAUAGGAACGAGAAGAGGGUCAAGCUGCAGAUCUGGGACACCGCAGGGCAGGAGAGAUACCGGACAAUCACGACGGCUUAUUACCGAGGAGCCAUGGGCUUUCUGUUGAUGUACGACAUCGCCAACCAGGAUUCCUUCAAUGCCGUGCAGGACUGGGCGACUCAAAUCAAGACCUACUCUUGGGAUAACGCCCAGGUGAUCCUGGUGGGGAACAAGUGUGACCUGGAGGACGACCGAGUGGUGGCCACGGAAGAUGGCAAGCGGCUGGCUGAUGAGCUAGGGUUUGAAUUCUUCGAAGCCAGUGCCAAGGACAACAUCAACGUCAAGCAGGUCUUUGAGCGCCUGGUGGACAUUAUCUGCGAGAAGAUGAACGAGAGCCUGGACACCAACCCCACCCUCGUCAGCAACAGCAAGAACGGGGCCCUGGCCGAGACUCCGCCCCCACAGUCCAGCAGCUGCUCUUGCUAGAUAACAGACUCCGCCCACCUAUGGUUCCUCUCUUCUCCCCCCCCCCCCAACCCCGCAGCGGUCACAUUGAUGUCAUAGAUAAAUAGGGUGGGACGUUAUGGGGAGAGGCACAUCUCUUGGGCUGCUGCCCCACUGUUUUUCUAUUUGCCUAUGACAACAAUGCAGUGGAUCAGCCUUCCCUUUCCUUAUCCCCGAUCCAGGGUUUUUCCGUCCCGGCAAUCACGGCCAGCUGAGGGAUGAGGAAUCCUGGUGGUGGGGUGACGCAAAUUGGCCUGGCUUCCUUUGACUUUGAUGGUGCUGACAUGGGUGCUACGGAUCCAACGGGGGUUCGAUGCCUCAGCAGAUCCGCACUCUCUUCGGAGCACGUCUGUUAUUAACCAAGCCCUAGGUGCAGCUUUUCAAAAGGCUGGGGCAUCGAACCCCCACGUAGAUCUGUGACAACCGCUCUGCGUUUGUAAGGGGACGGAGAGGGGUGCCCGGGGGGGGUGGGGGUGGAAAGAUGUGGGGAGGUUUACUGCACAGGAUUUGCCGCAGGUUGGUGUGAGGGACAUUAAUCCUCAUGCAGGAAAACAGGUGGUGGGGGAGGUGGGAGAUCCAUUUUCAUCUCAAUUUUCCACUGAAAAUUUCAGGUUUUUCCCAGGGAAAAUUCGUGUCCUGAACAUCUUUGACCAAAAGCCGGAGCGACUUUGAUUCUGAAAUGCUUCCUAGGUGUUGUAGUCCGGAUGCCUCGUGCUCUGGCCCUCUUCUGUAGACUGGACUUCUUGGUCGGACUACAUCUCCCAUGAUGCACCACACUCUCCCCGCUGGGAGAGGGAGGGUUGCAUCAUGGGAGACAUAGUCCAACUAAGGAACCAGGCUCAUAUUGGAGAAUGGAAGCUUGAGGCCACUGAACUACAACUCCCAUGAUGCACCACAGCAGCAUUUCCAAAGCAACUCAACCCCUGAUGAUUGCUUCCCAUAGAGUCACACACUCUGUAAAUGGCCGGGGCCCCUAGUGCACUCCCCUACCUGGUGCGUUUGUUUGCACUAGUGUCAAAUGCUCCCAUGGGGGGGUUGCAGUGAAAAUGACAACACGAGACACAGGAGAGUCGGGCCCGUUUGUUUGUUUGUUUGUUUGUUUUUGUUUUCUUUCCUCAAAGCAUCUCCUGCUUUUGGGGUCCUCAGUUUGGGGACUUGCUUUGAGGGAGCUGCCUUAAAGGUGGGGAGUGCCUGGCACUUCCUGAAAAUUGGGUACCUUUAAGCAGCCUCUGGUUGAGCACCCCAGCCCUAGAGGCACCAAAAAUCACUAAUCAUUUGUGUGGGGGGAGAGGGGUAAAUCCAGAGAGGCUCAUCUUAUGCUGACCCUCAGCUGCAGUAAAUAGGUGUCUGGCCCUUCUCAUGCAAAUGGAGCAAUACUGGUUUACACCAGCUGGGGAUCUGGCCCUUCUCACCCCAAUGCAACAACACCAAUUUACACCAGCUGGGGAUCUGGCCCUUCUCAUGACAAUGCAGCAACACUGGGUUACACCAGUUGGGGAUCUGGGCCUUAAUGUAGAAAGGGGCCAGGGGAGAGACAAGACCACGGACUGGGAAAAAUGUAGAAUACCUUCAAUGUAUCAGAUCAGUUUGAACCAACGCCUGCAGGGCUAGGAGUCUUGUAAAACCAAAGGUCCCGGGCCUGAUUUCCCAUUGCACUCAGCCUUGUACAGGGAUUUAUUUACACAAGGAUGUGAGGGGUUAAAAUCAAUCCAAGCUGGUUUGCAUGAGUGGUGCGUGGGGAGAGGGGUUGCAGGGGGGUUGCACUAGCGGAACAGGGCACUGGGGAAUUGGACCAGUUUGGCUGCAAGGGCCAAGGGAUAGAGAGACUUUCCCCCAUCUUGGGGUGUUGGUUCCAGGCUGGAGCCUGGCUUGGCAGUGACUGAGACCCUAAUCUCAUGCAGACAGCGUGAGAGCUUGCCCCAGCCUUGAGGCCUGAGGAUCUGUCACUAUUUGAUUCGGCGUCCUACCCUGUGAGGAGCUGGUGCGCUGUGGGGAAGUUGAGGCAGAGCUGCCCUAGAACCAAGCCUCACAGGGCAGCAUUGAAGAGUAAUGCCAGGCUGGGAUGGGAGCGCCCGGUUUGUCUGAAUUGGCUUCAGGUUGGGAUUUCAGGGUGCCUGGGACCCAGAUCCCCUUGCAGUUCCCUGGGAUUUGAGGACAUCUGACUCCCCUUAUGAUGCCCUCUGCUCCCAGCUUGCAUUAAAUAUCCCCAUCAGCCCCAAAGACUUCAGUGUUGUUAUUUUUGUGAGGUGCCACACAGGCACCCAAUGGGGCACCUCCCAGAAAGCUUUAGCUGGUAGAUGAGCCUGGGAUAACCCCCCAGGGAGGAAAAUCACUAGAUUCCCCACCAGGGGAUGGCUAUGCUUGGACCUGGACCAGGGCAUGACUCUUGGUUACUUCCCUACUUCUGGGGUCAUGCCUAGUCCCUGUGUCAGCUAGAGCAGCUACUGGGCUGCUCUAAUUCAUGCUCUGUUUCCCAAGAGCCCCCCUGAAGCAUGGAGUACCCACAAUGCAGUGUGUUCCAGCCACCACCACCCCACACACACAAGGUUCAGUGCCCUGAUGCCAGCUUCCCAUUGGCCUGGGUAGGCCCUGCCCCUGCACAGAGUGUGCGUGUGUAUGGGGGGGGGCAGAAUUCUCAAGUGGGGCUGUCUCCGCCCACUUUAUUCAACCUUAAAGGGGCCUUAACUGAGAAUCAGCCUCUGGAAUCUGGACUCAGUGUGUCAGCUGCCCCAUACUGCAUUCCAGGGUGACAUGAGCACUCCUUGAUGUCCCAGCCGUGCUUGGACACGGCAAGUCUUGGCUGGAAAAAGUACAACAGUCCAUUUCCGUCCCACGCUGCACGGAUCAUUUCAACCCCUCUGUGGCUAUUGAUUAGCUUCUCGCUGGAGCAAACUUUGGUUCAACAACUCAGCUCUCCUGGAGUCCGAUCUCACAGCUUUCUGUGGAGCAAGGGCUCAGGGCUCGGCUGCAGGGACCGGUGCGCUGGGGUGACCAGGCAGCAAGGGUGAAAAAUGGGGGUGGGGGGUAAUAGAUACCUAUAUAAGACAAAGCCCCAAAUAUCAGGACUGUCCCUAUAAAAUCCGGAUAUCUGGUCACCCUACAGUGCGCCGUCCCUCCGCUCACAAUGCAAUGCUUAUACGCUUCGCACCCCAGCCAUGCAGAAUGUUUUGGCCGUGUGUGUGUGUGUAAGGAAAGUGUCGAGUCACUCAGAUUUCAGGGGAUGUGCAAUCUUUAAAAACGGAGGAGAGACCAGUUUCUUACUUUGAAAACAAAAGUGCCUUUAGCAAAAGCCAAACCAUUGAUCAGUCAUGUGUAAAUGUCCACACUCCCAGCUAAGCUGUAGCCUAGCGGUAAAUGCCUUGUUUAACCUUGUGCCCUUUUCUUCUUGGCCAGAUCUCAUCGAUGCCUUUCUCCCUCCUUCCCCCUUCCGAGAAUUAUUUAAGAGAGAGAGAUGCACAGAGUUCAAGGCCAGAAGGGAUCAUUCACUCAUCUUGCCUGACCCGCUGUGGAUCAGAGGCCGUGAAAUUUCAUCCAGUUACCCCUGACUUGAGCCAAAGAUAAAUACACUCGCAUUGGUAUUUAAAAUCCCUGCGGUCAGAUCUCUGUAAGGGGGGGAGUUUAUAACUGAUGUAGCAUGUGAACAUUGGGAAGGGGGGAUCCACCCCAAAAAAUAAGCCUAAAUAAAUUUAAACCUGACCAAAGUGGGAUUUAGAUAUGAUGGGGGCAGAGAUGGUCUUUUUGUUCUGUGUUUGUACAGGGCCUGGCACACUGGGCCAGGACCGGGCUUCUGAGCACUACCAUAAUAUGCCUAAUAAAGAAGAAUAAUGCCUCUGAAAAUCACAA
Messenger RNA from Dermochelys coriacea (leatherback sea turtle), 4866 nucleotides. It is a transcript of the gene RAB3D, whose product is annotated as RAB3D, member RAS oncogene family. Gene Ontology annotation, biological process: protein localization to plasma membrane; regulation of exocytosis; protein secretion. Gene Ontology annotation, molecular function: GTPase activity; GTP binding. Gene Ontology annotation, cellular component: synaptic vesicle; endosome; plasma membrane. Lineage: Eukaryota; Metazoa; Chordata; Testudines; Dermochelyidae. Bases 346 to 1005 code for a protein of 219 amino acids. The transcript has 5 exons. The record is from RefSeq and is a predicted model, not a curated record.